AUGACGAUUAGAGAAACAAAGGUUACUAAAUCAGCCAUCUUACCAUUAUCCCAGUACCUCUUGGAUCCACAAACUCAAUUACGGCAAGCGAGGUUAUUAGCAACUUUGGCUCUAGGUGAUCUAUUCCAGAAUGAGGGUCUUGCUCGGACAGCUGAUGCAGUCGCAGCUUGUCGUGCUUUAGUGAAUGUGCUUGAAGACCAACCAACUGAAGAAAUGAAAGUUGUUGCCAUAUGCGCUCUGCAAAACCUUGUGAUGCACAGCCGAUCAAAUAAAAGAGCAGUUGCAGAGGCCGGUGGGGUUCGGGUUAUACUCGAUCUAAUUGGUUCAAGUGAUCCUGAAACAUCUGUUCAGGCUGCAAUGUUUAUUAAACUUCUCUUUUCAAAUCAUACUAUUCAAGAGUAUGCUUCUAGUGAAACAGUCAGAGCGAUAACUGCUGCUAUUGAAAAGGAUUUAUGGGCUACUGGAACUGUGAAUGAAGAGUAUCUUAAAGCCUUGAAUUCUCUAUUUAGCAAUUUCUCGCGACUGAGAGCAACUGAACCAGCAACACUUAGCAUCCCACAUCUGGUUACAUCCUUAAAGACUGGUUCAGAGGCUACUCAGGAAGCUGCCCUGGAUGCUCUUUUUCCGCUCAGGCAAGCUUGGUCAGCGUGCCCAACAGAAAUUUCUAGAGCUCAGUCCAUAGCAACCGCAGAUGCUAUUCCCUUGUUACAGUUUUUAAUCCAAUCUGGCCCACUUCGGUUUCAGGAGAAGGCAUAA
Molecule: messenger RNA, 756 nt
Organism: Vicia faba (fava bean)
Lineage: Eukaryota; Viridiplantae; Streptophyta; Magnoliopsida; Fabales; Fabaceae
Source: the annotation of a GenBank genome assembly